This is a messenger RNA of Gambusia affinis (western mosquitofish), 6768 nucleotides long. Its product is annotated as zinc finger protein 827-like. Gene Ontology annotation, biological process: regulation of transcription by RNA polymerase II. NCBI's taxonomy places the organism in Eukaryota, Metazoa, Chordata, Actinopteri, Cyprinodontiformes, Poeciliidae. Gene Ontology annotation, molecular function: RNA polymerase II cis-regulatory region sequence-specific DNA binding; DNA-binding transcription factor activity. The record is from RefSeq and is a predicted model, not a curated record. The transcript has 8 exons. Bases 700 to 2793 code for a protein of 697 amino acids.
UUAAUUGUUAUGGGAUAUUUUUAACAUUUUUAAAACAGUAUUUUCUGUUUCAUGGGUAUACAGUUAGUUAAAUGUACAUAUAGUGUCUGCGUGUUUAGGACAGAGGCAGGAUGGCAGUCCAUGAAGAGAUCAAGACUAACAGAGGGUGGCAGGCUGAAGUGACGAUUAUUGAUCGUAAUUGAUGAUUGCUUGUCGGUGGGAAGGUCAGGGCAGGAGAUGACACAGCAGGGUUUGUUACUGUGGUGGUAACAGGAAAGAUUUAUCCUCUUAUUAUUAUUAGGCUCUAUCUGUUUAAUAAUUGAUUCAUUCACAGAUUCACUUUGUUCGUGUUCCUCUUCCACUUUCUCACCCUCGUCCUCCUCCCUGCUCAUCUUCCUCUCUCCCCGGCUUCACCUCGCUCCCCUCCAUCCGUCUCUCUUCUUCUCUGUCUUUCAGGUCAAUGAGAGGCAGCAACAGCUCGCUGUGAAGAGCAAAUCCUCCCUCUCCUCUCUUCUCCACCAUGAUCUCCUCUCUUCCAUACGUUAGCCUUCUUAUUUUAGCAGCGCUGCCUUCCUCCUCCUCUUCCUCCUCCUCUUUCUCUUCCUCUUCUUUCUCUCUUGCCCUUCUCUUUCUCUGAGUUUUGACUCUUUGAUUUUUCCUGUUUUAUUUUAUUUUUUUGUUUUUUUUCCCGUCAAACACACACGCAUACACUCUUGUGAGAUGAAGCGUGGGUCGAGUGUGUUGCAGCCUCCCUCUGAUGCAGCCAAACGACACACACACCCCGCACUGACAAAGACACACUCCGGUGAUGAGGCUUUGUCGAUGAGUGAGUGUGACGCGCGCGCCGCAGGUUCGAGUCCCUUCCCAGCAGCCACCUCUCUGUUCAGCCCUGAUGUCAGCACCAAGAUGGCGUCUGACCUCCUCAUCAGGCUUUCAGAGGCCACCCAGAAGGCCCAGGUGCAUCCUGGGAGCCAGGAGGAGGCGGAGCAGCAGGACGAACCGGGCGUCGCCCUGUCGCCGGACGGUCCCGGUGCGAGUCCCGAGCCGCCGUCGCUGACCCACACCCCGGAGGGAAACGCCGUCACAGACACCCUGGCCUCAGACCUGCUCAGGAAACUGGCAGAGCGCCAGGAUGUCAGCGGCCACAUGUUGAGGCUCAAAGAGGAAGAGGAGCCUCUGGAGGUCGACGCCAUGACCCCAAGUCAGCUGGUCGUCAAGGAGACGACUCAUUCCACCUUAAGGAUGACGAACCACCAUCUCUUCAAUGUAAAACCAGAAAACCAGUUCCUCACCAGGAGUAACCCAGCUGAACAGUUGCUGCCUGGAGCCAACAUGGUGGACCAGUACAGCUUUGGUCUUAAUGCAGGAGAUGGAUUUUCUUCCUCCGACCCAGCAGACUGCUUCUUGAACGCAUCAAACGCUUUUCAGUUUCAGGUGAAACUGGAGGAUUGUUCAGCUCCUGAAACCGCAGUGGAGGACCUCCUUCAUCCCAGAGCCAAGACGGACGACCUUCGUCCUGUCAAAGCAAAGAUUUCAGAGAAACCGUUCAAUGGAGCUAAGAUGAGCAACAAGAUUUUCUCUAGUAUCACUAAGGAGAGCCAGUUUCCUUCAGCGGCCAUGUUGGAGAACGGGGUUGUAUCUGGAGCCAAGAUGGCCGCUCAGGUUUUCUCUGGAGCAAAAAUAGAGGAGCACUUUCUCUUUGGAGCCAAGAUGGAGGACGAGUGCCUCAGAGCGGUCCUGUGGCAGGACAUGUCCGUCAACCUGGCCUCCACGCUACUGCAUCAGCUCUCCGAGAAGGUCAGUAAGUCCAGCUGUCAGCAGGUGGAGCGGAUGGCUCCGCCCAUCAGAAGCAGUCCUGCUCUGAAGAUCAACAUGGACCACGUCCCUUCCUCUCCACUGCUGAGCUCCAGAGAAACCCUGCAUGAAACACAAACCAACAUCGUUAGAGAUCAAACCUCGGGUUCUUCGUACUUCUUCAGGUGUCACGUGUGCGGCUUUGAGACGGAGGGCCACGCCCUUUUCAAGAGUCACAUGACGGAGCACCGCCAGUGGGAACACGGCUCCUUCUCGCUGCACUGCUGCAGGUGCGACCAUUCGACCAAUCAGGAGGCAGAGAUGAUGGCCCAUGUGGACACGCACAUACACGGCGACAUGGGAGAAAUGAGACGCCCGGCCCCUCUCCCCGCCGCCCCCAGCCGAGCUCUGCCGGUCGCCGUGGCAACACAGCCGGAGCAGAGCACCUCAGAGCAUCGCUGCCGCAUCUGCCAGAGGUCGUUUCCCGGGCAACCGGAGCUGCUGGCCCACUUCCAGGGUCAUCGCCAGGGCAACCAGUACCGGUGCGACCGCUGCGGCCACCUGACGCGGACGGCCAACAAGCUGGUGGAGCACGUGCGCGUCCACACGGGCGAGCGGCCGUUCACCUGCGACCUCUGCCCCUACAGCGCCAAGCGGCGGGACAGUCUGCGGCUGCACUGCAAGGUGAAGCACGCUAACGCCAGCGCUAACGCCGGCGCUAACGCCGACGUGCACACGCACCGGACCUACGCCCCCCACGGAGACGGUCAGCGCUCCAGCAAACACGUCCGGCGGCUGCACACCGCCUCCUCUCUUCCUCGCCCUGCUGCUCCUCCUCUUCCUCUGCUGCAGCCGCUGCUCUCCGACUGCACAGGAUGGAGGGAUUUAUCUCCUCUCCUCCCCAUCACAACACUCAUCUCUCUGAAACCUCGCUCCUAUUUCUCCUCCUCCUCCUCUUCCUCACCGCCCUGCUCCAACAAACACUCCUUCCUGGGUUACCUCGGCCUCACUUCUUUGUAAAUGUUUGCUCUCCUCUCAUCCUCCCUUCCUUCUGUCCGUCCUCUGGACUAUAAAGCGAUGGAUGUAAAGUCACCCAGCACUACGUAUGAGAAUGUCAAACAGCGCUCACAUAGGGAAUGUUUUCUAUUUAUUCUACUUUUGCAUUAAGCUCGUGGUUUUGCCUGCUUUACUCCUUCAUAUAGCCACUCUACUCUUAGCUAGGUGACCGUGGGACAUAUUUAUCUAUCGCCCGUCUCUCUUCCUCCAGAAAUACUGAACCUAAAGAUCCGGAUUAUUUCAUAGUGAAAAACAGGUUUAUUUGGAUGAAAAACCUUUCUGAAUGAAGUCUGGUUAGUCACUGAAGGAAAGGUCAGAUUAGAUCAGAGGAGAUGGUUCCGGUUUACAGAGAAUCAACAUUUUUUUAAGUUCGUCUUUCAGAGAAGAAAAAGUUAUCAUGAAGUUUGUGACGUUUAGACAGCAGCUGCUUGGCAUAAAACAAACUUCAGGCCUCACAAUCACAUGAAAAAGAUAAUUACUUAUAUUUUAUAAAGAACAUUUUCAAACAAAAAUCACAGUUUUAAUGUUUAGAACUACGAUGGAGUAUAAAAAAUAUUAAAUUACAAGAAUAAGGUCAUAAUAACUCGAGAAUAAAGUCCAAAUAUUACAAGAGUAAAAUUAUGAAAUACAAUUUUAUUCUCCUAUUAUUGCGAGAUAUUAAAGUUGGAAUAGUAUGAGAAUAAAGUUGUAUUAAUAAAACUGUAAUAAUACAGCAACAUAGUUGUAAUAAUAGAAAAAUAAAGUUGGACUCUAAUGUGAAUAAAGUUGAAAUAAUUUGAGAAUAAACUGGGAGAAAUGUUUGAGUAAUAUAGUAAUAAUAAAAGAUUAAAUUCAGAAUGAUACAAUAAAAAGUCUUUAUAAAUCGAGAAUAAAAUUGGAGUAAUAAAAGUGAACAAUGUGAAAACAAAAUCAUAUUAAUACGACAACAAAGUCAGAAUAAUUUGAGAAUAAUGUUGUAAUAAUAUGAUAAAAUGUUAAUUACCUCUUUAUGCCAUAACUGUAUGUUUCUAGUGUAAUGACCAACUUUCUGUUUGUUUUCGUCUCAUUUUGUGUGAAGUCGCCUCCAAACUUACUGCCUGAUUUUUAUUUCUUCUUAACUUUAACUUGAAAUCAAGAUAAAAAUCUUUUUAAAAACUUUUUUCUCCUUAUUGGCUAAAAUCCAAAGUAAAAAUUUUAAUCCUCUUUUAGUUAAAUGUUCCAUUAGUUAAUUACUAUAUCACUCAUUAAGGGCUAACUAUCAUUAUUUAAGAUAACUGGUAUAAUCAAAUCCAGGAAGUGCUUUUAUUUUUAUUGUCAGCUGUAGUUUUUCUACUUCCUGUUGGGAGUUUCAGUCCAUCGCCUUCUCUUUGUCGCUCCAGGAUUUUUAAGGAUUCGUUGUUUCUGGAGGACGGUGAUGAAACUUCUGAUACCUGUGUUGUGUAUUGAUGAUGUAUUUGUGUUUACAUAACAACAUGAGGCUCUACGGAGUACAAAACAUCUCGAAAGUUGCACUAAAAUGUUGGUUUUCUGAGACGAGAGAGGAAUCACUUUAGACAUCUCUUUAUUUUAUUACAAUCACUGAAACACUCAAAAAGCCAAAUAAACCCACAUAUUUACAUUAUAUCCCAUUCUAACAGUUGAUUAACGGUUUAAUUAAAUAUAUCAGGAAUCAUAGAAACACGAACAAAUGGGCGGACUUAAUCAAAGUUAAGAUAUUUCCAACCUGAACGAAGCAAAAAAACAAACAUCAUAUCUUUUUAAACCCUGUUAUUUUAUGAAAGAGUUGAUCGAAACAUGGAGGAUUGUGCAAUUUACUUUUUUGCAUAUUUUUAUUUAUAGAUUUAUUCACAUGACUUUAUUAUUAAGGCAUGACAGGAAGUGAUUCUUCCCCCAGAGAACAAUCACUUGAUUUGCUUUAUUAUUUUUCAAAAACCUGGCGGUGUGUUGAGCGUGAAUAAAUACAGAAAGUAACUGUUUUUGUAUUUUUCUAACUCAAUAUUUUAUUGAAAAAAAGCAAAAGACAACACACCAGAUGACAAACUUUAUUUUUUAAAUGUAAUUUUCUUUAAUUAUUCACAUCUUCUGAAUUCAACAGGAAGACGAGCAUAUUUUUAAUGAGAUAAAACAGAAAAACAAUUGUUAGACUUGUAAUUUACUCUUUAAUUUAAAAUUAUGUGGAAUCACUGAAGACAAAAGCAAAAAUUAGCUUUAAAUGGUUAUAAUCUUUAAGCCUUAUUCAGUCAUGAAGAUUUCUGAAACACGUUUUGUAAAAUAAAACAUACAUGUUCAAUUCAGGUUUAUUGUAUUACACCCAUUCACAUUCAACUUAAUUCAUGUUAAUACUUAAUCUUAAUCUGCUGCUGCUUUGUGUCGUUCCAUGUAUUCUGGGAUUUUUUAAAAACACUUGAGGUGUUUGGUCUAAACAUGAGGAACGUCAGGUCCUGUGAUGUCUUUAAAUGUCUGCAUGUUGUGUUUUUAUGAAAGUUUCUGAGGUCAAAGUUCAGGUACAUUAGCGAGAAAUUCACAGUGUCCUGCUGGAUCAUGACCGGGGACGAAACGUUUCCCUGAUAUUUAAACAUCUUGUUUUAUUUUAUUUGUCAAAAUAAAGGAUCAGCUGGCCAUCUGGGAAUUAUAUUAAAAUAUUAUAUGAGUGCCCUCAAGUGAUUAAAUAAGGAUUCACCAAAUUUAUACACCUUUCAUUAUAACUAGAACAGAUCAGCAACAUUUACCAGUCAAAGAGCCACUUUUCCCCUCGCUGCUACAAAAUAAAACUUUCCUGGAGCUGCUGGAUUUGCCUGUGAUCCACCUUCCGGAGCUAAACCAAAAAUUAGCUACAUAUUAGCAGAAUUAUGCCGAACAGUAAUCAACACUAACCAAUAUGCAAUGCUUUUAUUCAUCGGUUGCAAUUUAUUUUUUAAAAAUCUAUUUAAAUUUAAUUUUGCUAACUUUCUUUCCAAGUUAGCGCUAAAGGAAAAAUAGCUAGCUGUUAGCUCAUUAGCUAAUCAUGCCCCCACUAAUGGCUACCAACUGAUGUGAAAUGGUUGCAUCCAUUGGUACCUCAAAAUAGCACCUUAAAGUUUAUCUUGAAAAUUUUGAUUAGGGGGAAAAUAUAUGCUAAACAUUUUCAAUGUUAGCAAAAAUGCUAAAUGAAAAAUUAGCUAGCUGUUUCCGUAAUAGGAAGUGUGCCUACCACUAAAUCUUUGUUUCAAUAUCUGGUGUGUUGUCUAUUUGCUGUUUUUAUGGAUUUAAAUAACUUAUUUUGUUUGAUAUGUGAGAAUCAGUUUGUUUUCUGUAAUCCAGGCAGAAAAAUACAUUUAAAUUUUGACAUUUAGUUUUGCAUUUUUUUGGCUUCCAAAUUUAACCUAAACUAAGAUUCAAGCUUGGAUGAAGUUCAACUGCCCUUAAAAUACCUUUACGUACCAAAAGUUUGUAUUCUUUUUGCCUUUUUAAACUUCAUUUUCAUGUUUAGACUGAAUGUAACGCGGCUUUUCUGUGACCCAGCAUGUCGGACCAACAGGUUCGUAAUGAAAUUACUCACCUAAACAGGAACAGCCUUCCUCGCUCCCUGAAAACAGGACGUGAUUAUAUGAAUGUUUCAGCUCACCACGUUUUACUGCUUAUGUUGUUGUGGUUUGCUCCAGAUUCAUGAGAUGCAAUCUGAAUAUUUCUAAGCUUUUUAUUUAUUAAUGUUUUUGUUGCACAGUGCGCAUGUGCAGAAGAGACAAUAACGUGCAGAAAGGACGAGACAAACCUGCACACCGGUGUUUUAAUAUGAAAUCUAAUCAAUGGUGCUGGACUCUGCACGUCUCUUUUUUAAACACUUUAUUUACUCACAGAUGCAUGAAAUAGUAGAAACAUUUUGUCUGUGGUUCACCUUUCAUUUCCUGGGUUUCUCUGCUGUAUCCUGUGACUGUUUGCUGCUGCGAUGAUCAAUAAUAAACUUUAAUUUCAUCCGGCUCA